Molecule: messenger RNA, 3812 nt
Organism: Gopherus flavomarginatus (Mexican gopher tortoise)
Lineage: Eukaryota; Metazoa; Chordata; Testudines; Testudinidae
Product: TGF-beta receptor type-2-like
Exons: 7
Coding region: 105-1808 (567 amino acids)
Biological process (GO): heart development; transforming growth factor beta receptor signaling pathway; cellular response to growth factor stimulus
Cellular component (GO): plasma membrane; signaling receptor complex
Molecular function (GO): SMAD binding; transforming growth factor beta receptor activity, type II; type I transforming growth factor beta receptor binding
Source: RefSeq, a predicted model, not a curated record
GCUUUGGGUUAGGAGCAAAAUCAUCACAGACUGGCUGCACUGGUGGAGGAUGAAUUGAUCAAAACUGUGAAGCUGGAUUUCCAGUUGCUGGCAGGAUCCAGAACAUGGGUUACUGGAAGAGGCUGGGUCUGAUUUCCCUACUGCUGCUGUCCUUCUCAUGUUCUGCUGGGGCACGGAGAAAUCUGAAGACCAACUUGUGUAAAUGGUGUGACUCCACCUCCCCAGUGUGUGAGGAAAAGGUGUGCUACAGCAACUGUAAUUUGAACUCCUAUUGUGAGAGUCCAUAUGAAAUCUGUGUGGCUAUAUGGAAGCAAGACAAUGACAGCAUUAAGAUCAGCACUCUGUGCCACAACCCACAGCUCCCAGUAGAAAAUGUAAUGGUUCCAAAUUACAACACCUCACGGUGCAUCAUGACCCAUCAGUCUAGUGAGGAAGGAAUAUUUUACAUCUGUGGUUGUGUGGAUGAACAGGAAUGCAACGAUAAACUCAUAUUUGAAAACCACACCAAUGGAUACUCCAUGCUGCAGAGCAAAGAGGUCAUUCCUGUAGCAGCAAUAAGCCUACUCCCCCCUCUGCUCGUGGCUGUCAUGAUAACGGUGAUAUUUUACCUCUGCCGCACCCAGAAGCGGAAAAAGAGAGCCAAAGACUGGGGCCAGAAGCACACACAGCACCAGGCUUUGCCCGAGCCAGGAAAAGCUGAUGAGGAUGAUGAGAAAUUAUCUGUGAUGACAGAAGACAAUCACUCCAGCAUGAGCUUCACCUGCACCAACAGCAUCAACCAUAACACCGAGCUGCUGCCCAUUGAGCUGGAUGAGAUAGUGGGGAAAGGCCAGUUUGCCGAGGUCUGGAGGGCCAAGCUGAACCACACAAAUUCAGGGCAAUAUGAGACAGUAGCUGUUAAGAUUUUCCCAUGCGAGGAAUAUUCCUCAUGGAAAAAUGAAAGCCAGAUCUUUAGAGAUGCCAGCCUCAAGCAUGAGAGCGUCCUUCAAUUCCUUACAGCAGAGGACAGGGGGUCUGGGCCCCGGAAAGAAUAUUGGCUCAUCACUGCCUACCAUAGAAGGGGCAACCUGAAGGACUACCUGUCCCGACACAUUCUGAGCUGGAUAGACUUACAAAAAAUGGCCGGCUCCCUGGUGAACGGCGUGGCCCACCUGCACAGUGACUACACUGCCUGUGGCAGACCAAAGAUCCCAAUUGCUCACCGGGAUAUAAAAAGCACCAACAUCCUGGUGAAGAGCGAGUGGGAGUGCGUGAUUUGUGAUUUUGGCAUUGCUCUAAAGCUAGACCCUUCCUUAACAGCAGAUGACUUUGCUAACAGUGGGCAGGUUGGCACUGCCAGGUACAUGGCUCCUGAGGUUCUAGAAUCAAGAGUGAAUCUGGAAGACCUGGAGUCCUUCAAACAAAUGGACGUCUACUCCAUGGCCUUGGUUUUAUGGGAAUUGGCCUCCAGGUGUGAAGUUGUAGGAGAGGUAAAAAGUUACGAGCUACCUUUUGGGUCGAAAGUCCAGGAGCAACCCUGUGUGGAUACCAUGAGAGACAUUGUGCUGCACGGCAGAGGGCGCCCAGAGAUACCUUGCAACUGGCUAGUACAUCAGGGAAUGCGCUUUCUGUGCGACACCAUCACAGAGUGUUGGGACCAUGACCCCGAGGCUCGCCUUACAGCCCAUUGUGUGGCAGAGCGGUUCAAUCUGAUGGCACAAAUGGACUGUGAUGACAUCCUCAACAAUAAUACAGACAAUGAAGGCAGCAAAACAGCCCAUCGAACUGGGGAACAUCAAGCCAGUGACGGGAAUAGAAAUACCCAGUGACAGGAAGAAAUGAAAGCCUCGUAUUAAAAAGAAACAAGGAGAUUAAAGACAAGUCCGUGGCUCUAAAAAAUAAAUUAAAAAAACUCUCAAUUCAUUUUCCUAAAAUGAACUAAGAGUUAGUUUAUAACUUAUCAGACCUUCCAUCUGGUAAGUACAAAGCAAAGAGGGAGGGAUAGCUCAGUGGUUGAAGCAUUGGCCUGCUAAACCCAGGGCUGUGAGUUCAAUCCUGAGGGGGUCAUUUAGGGAUCUGGGGCAAAAAACUGACUGGGGAUUGGUCUUGCUUUGAGCAGGGGGUUGGACUAGAUGACCUCCUGAGGGCCCUUCCAACCCUGAUAUUCUAGGAUUCAAAGUGCCCUGGGAUCAAUACUUUGGUUAAAGUGCCACAUUGUACAGAAAUUGAUUAUUUUGUACUUAAGUGUACAAUGUUAAUACAUUUUCUUUAGUAUUUUAAAAUGAAUGUUUAACCUUUAUUACCAAGCAGCUGGAUUCCACCUCUAUUCCCUUCAGUUUAGUUCUUUUCAUGUUCAUUCUUGCACCACUGAGCUUUACCUAAUUUUCUAACCUAUAAACCUCAUAUGUUAGACAGGAGCUCAUUAAAACAGGCAUUGUCUCUGAUUAACCAUUCAGAGAUCAGCCAGCCCUUUUUAUAGUGCAAUGAGACACCUGAAAUUAGAUUAGCAAAAGCCUAACUGGCUUUAACACCAAACACUUUUUUCCCCAAUGUAUAAUGCCUGGGAAUGCUUGACUUUUCCAGCUGUGUGUUAAGAGUACAAAAUUACUUGGCUAAAAAAAGAACAUGACCAAUUCAGAGGAUGUGGUUCCACUCUAAACAGCACUUAUGCAGAAUGUCAGCUAAGUAUUAAUUUCAAGUCCCAUGUCUCCUGACUCCCAGUAUCUUCUAAAUCAGACUAAUGAUACAUUGUAACAGCACAUGCACUUUAACAGUGAUAUUGGCAAGAUGACAGCGAAGGUCUAGUUCAUCGCAUAGAUCGUUUCCAUCUCCACCUUCUGUGAUCUAACGGUCAAGUGGCAAAUGACAUGAAGGUUAGGUAGGGCCUGGACCCUCCUUUCCAAUUACAGCAGUUGGGCUCCUCCCCUCUACUGGAAAGGCUCUUAGCUGAAUGGCAGAAGAUAAGGUAAGUCAUGCCCCACUUCCAACCUCUUCCCAUUGACUGAAAUCCUGCUCCACUCCCUCAGACACACUCCCAUGCCCAGCUACGAUUGAAAGGCAAUGAGAAGUGUGUGGCUCUGCUCAGCAAGAAAGCUUACAAGCUCCUGCACAAUAAAGUCAUCUCCACAAAGGCAGUGUAUGUGGUAGCAUUCGGAGGGGCACGUUGCCCGUAAGUCUGCAACCGCAUGGAUCUACCGUACAGGUAAUGGGAAGGGUGGGAGAGAGCAGCACAAUGGCUGUGCAGGAUUUUGCAAUCUUUGAUAUUGGGAAGGAUUCAGUAUAAAGACUCCUGACUCUGGAUUUGCAGUGGAUUGCUUCACUGGAGUGUGACCCAAUUUAAAACUGCUCCUCCUCCUAGAUCCUCCCAGCAGUGUUUCCAUCUCUCUCUUAGGUUGUUACAUGGGGCAAAGAAGAGAGACUGCAUGAGUAUAGAUGUGGGUGUUACAGAAGCAUCAAUUCUAGGGAAUAUUUUUUACUGAAAAGGUUUGCUAGGUAGUCUAGUGGGCACCUAUUUUAAACCUCCAUCUCAUAGCCCCUGGCCAGGAACUGUGUUUCAAUCCUCUCCCCUGACUGCUCUCUAUCUCCUCCUGCUGCUUGGGACUUGAGGCUCUCUGCACUUGGAAAAGCUUCUCUUCUCCCAUUUACCAGGAGCAUCCUCCCUUUCCCCCAGCCAACCCCUCCCCUCACUUCUUUCAGCCACUAAUCACAGCCCACUUCCUCCCUUACCAUCGACUAUACACAGAGAGCAAGACAGCCAUCUACAGCAUACGCAUAGGAAAGAAAAGGUGAAACUGCCACUCCCACAUCUGCAGGUGGCUAACGUGAUUUCUGCA